GGGAUCGGUGACGUCGGCAGGCCAGCGUUUAUUUUGGCUCUGCUACUCAUUUGUCUCGCUGUCGCCGCCAUUAAACAACACGGAGGCAAUGUAAACCAUGGAGAUUCUCGCGCUUGUGCCAUGAAUCGUGGUGUUAAGAGGCUUUGUCAAGGUGUCUUUUGUUCCGCGAGAGGCUAAUGCGUCCACAAAGGUAAACAUGUGAGAGACCGAGAGAGUGGAAAUAAUUCGGAUUGGGAAAGGUUUGAUUGAGCAGGAGGAGGAGGAGGAGGAGGAGGAGGAGGAGGAAGGGGGACUGGACAAGAAGGGUUUGUUGUGGUUUUCAGCAGCUCUUAAGAGGCCAGCACAGUCACGACACGUUGGACCGACUAAAGUGAUCCAAAAUGACAGACCAGAAGAUAAAGUGGGCCUGUGACUAUUGCACCUUUGAAAACUGGCCUUCUGCAAUCAAGUGUACGAUGUGCCGUGCGCCAAGAUUGAGAGGUCCCAUCAUCACAGAAGAACCCUACAAGAACGGUCCCAAUCCGGACCCCAGCAUAGAGUGGGAUCCCCCCAGAACUGAGAGUGGGAGCAGCCUGCUCAUCUGCCCCGACUCCAGCGCCAGGCCAAGAGUCAGGUCGGCCAGCAUGGCUGAGAUUGCCAAUAAGUGGUCCUGUCAGAUGUGCACCUAUCUGAACUGGCCUCGAGCCAUCCGUUGCACACAGUGCCUGUGUCAGCGCCCGAGGACCAGCAGCCCCACGGAGUCCCCGCAGACCUCGGGCUGCCGUCCAGCUCUCCACUCUCCCGUGGACACCUGCGAGGAGUAUAAUGACAGGAACAGACUCAACACCCACCAGCAGCACUGGACAUGUACAGCAUGCACUUACCAGAAUUUACCCAGAACUACAAAGUGUGUCGUGUGUGACCUCCCCAAGCCCAUCAGUUCAGAAGCCAUAGAGCUGGCGGAGUCGGCAGAGCCCUCGCCCCUGAUCAACGAGCAGGACAGGGCUCGGUGGAGGGGCAGUUGCAGCGGAAGCCAGGGUCAGAGGAGAUCCCCUCCCAUGUCUAAGAGGGAAGAGCAUGUCAAAAUGGACUUCCAGAGGAUAGAGCUGGCAGCUGGAGCCAUGAGCAAAGAAGAGCAGGAGGUCGACUUCAAGAAAUUAAAGCAGAUCAGAAACCGAAUGAGGAAAACGGAUUGGCUGUUUCUCAAUGCAUGUGCUGGGGUCGUGGAGGGGGACCUGGGGGCGGUCGAGGCGUACAAGUCGUCCGGCGGGGACAUCGCCCGGCAGCUCUCUGCCGACGAGGUGCAGCUCCUCAACCGGUCCUCGGCCUUUGAUGUGGGCUUCACCCUGGUCCAUCUGGCCAUUCGCUUCCAGAGGCAGGACAUGCUCGCCAUCCUGCUCACAGAGGUGAGCCAGCAGGCAGCUAAGUGCAUUCCCUCCAUGGUGUGCCCCGAGCUGACGGAGCAGAUCCGCAGGGAGAUCGCAGCGUCGCUCCAUCAACGCAAAGGAGACUUUGCCUGUUACUUCCUCAGCGAUCUGGUCACCUUCACCCUGCCAGCAGAUAUCGAGGACUUGCCUCCGGCCGUCCAGGAGAAGCUUUUUGAUGAGGUUUUGGAUCGAGACGUGCAGAAAGAAUUGGAAGAGGAGUCUCCCGUGAUCAACUGGUCCCUGGAGCUGGGGACCCGCCUGGACAGCCGUCUGUACGCGCUGUGGAACCGCACGGCCGGGGACUGCCUGCUGGACUCCGUCCUGCAGGCCACGUGGGGCAUUUACGACAAAGACUCGGUCCUCCGCAAGACGCUGCACGACAGCCUGCACGACUGCUCCCACUGGUUUUACACCCGCUGGAAGGAGUGGGAGUCGUGGUACUCGCAGAGCUUUGGUUUACAUUUUUCCCUCCGAGAGGAGCAGUGGCAGGAGGACUGGGCGUUCAUCCUGUCUCUGGCCAGCCAGCCCGGGGCCAGCCUGGAGCAGACCCACAUUUUUGUUCUCGCACAUAUUCUUCGAAGACCGAUCAUCGUCUACGGAGUGAAAUACUACAAAAGUUUCCGUGGGGAAACGUUAGGAUACACGCGUUUUCAAGGUGUGUACUUGCCUCUGUUAUGGGAGCAGAGCUUCUGCUGGAAGAGCCCCAUCGCCCUGGGCUACACGCGGGGCCACUUCUCCGCCCUGGUGGCCAUGGAGAACGACGGCUACGACAAUCGCGGCGCGGGCGCCAACCUCAACACGGACGACGACGUCACGGUCACCUUCCUGCCGCUGGUGGACAGCGAGAGGAAGCUGCUGCACAUCCACUUCCUGUCCGCGCAGGAGAUGGGGAACGAGGAGCAGCAGGAGAAGCUCCUGCGGGAGUGGCUGGACUGCUGCGUGACGGAAGGAGGCAUGCUCGCCGCCAUGCAGAAGAGCUCCCGCCGCCGGAACCACCCCCUGGUCACCCAGAUGGUGGAGAAGUGGCUGGACCGGUACCGGCAGAUCCGGCCCUGCGCCUCGCUCUCCGACGGCGAGGAGGAGGACGACGAAGACGAGUGAGGAAGCAAGGGCGUCCCAGCUCUUGACGGACAUGAAAGACUCUGACAGAGUUCUAACUACACUUCCCCCCCCCCCUUUUCUCCCCCCCCCAAAAAAUCAACAUCUUCAACGUGUAACAAUGCAUGUGUUCUGUGAGCCCUGUGGUAGAGACGAUACCAGCACCAUCCCGAUCACUGCUCCCAACAAACGCCCCCAGUCCACGCUCUUCGCCUUGCUAUAACGCCGACGGCCCCCGUCAUUCACCCCCCCCCCACCCGAGAGAAAUCCCAGAAGAUAUAGGAACAUAUACUGUAUUUAAGGAAAAAAAAAAAAUCCGAAGCUGCAC
This is a messenger RNA of Salarias fasciatus (jewelled blenny), 2832 nucleotides long. RefSeq names its product zinc finger, RAN-binding domain containing 1a (gene zranb1a). Bases 381 to 2507 code for a protein of 708 amino acids. The record is from RefSeq and is a predicted model, not a curated record. Gene Ontology annotation, biological process: protein K29-linked deubiquitination; protein deubiquitination involved in ubiquitin-dependent protein catabolic process; cytoskeleton organization. Gene Ontology annotation, cellular component: nucleus; cytoplasm. The transcript is spliced from 10 exons. Lineage: Eukaryota; Metazoa; Chordata; Actinopteri; Blenniiformes; Blenniidae. Gene Ontology annotation, molecular function: cysteine-type deubiquitinase activity; K63-linked polyubiquitin modification-dependent protein binding.